GUGUAUGUGCAGGUUAACAAAGCAGCAGAAGAUGAAAGCACAAAGAAGUUGGCUAAGGAGUUCUUUAGGAGGAUGGAGGAACAUGAUGAGGAGACGUUGUCACUGUGGAAGGAAUUUAGAGACUUCAGUAUUGAGGAAUACGUCCGGAUUUAUGAGCGUCUGGGAGUGCACUUUGAUGAAUAUUCUGGAGAGUCGUUUUACCAAGAGAAGGCUCAGGAAGUUCUGAAGAUGUUGGAAGAUCAAGGACUCCUUCAGAAAACAAUAAAAGGGACAGGAGUUGUGGAUCUGUCAGAAAACAAAGACCUCUCAUCGUUUUCCACCGUCAUGCGCAGUGAUGGGACCUCUCUUUAUAUAACCAGAGACAUUGCAGCUGCUAUCGACCGAAUGACUAAGCACAGCUUUGAUACAAUGAUUUAUGUGACAGAUAAAAGUCAGAGCAAUCACUUUCAGCAUUUGUUCCAAAUCCUGAAGCUCAUGGGUUAUGCCUGGGCAGAAAGGUAUGUGUUUAUCAACCUGAAUUAU
Acanthisitta chloris (rifleman) is the source of this 522-nucleotide messenger RNA. RefSeq names its product probable arginine--tRNA ligase, mitochondrial. The transcript has 5 exons. Gene Ontology annotation, cellular component: mitochondrion. Gene Ontology annotation, biological process: arginyl-tRNA aminoacylation; mitochondrial translation. The record is from RefSeq and is a predicted model, not a curated record. Gene Ontology annotation, molecular function: arginine-tRNA ligase activity; ATP binding. NCBI's taxonomy places the organism in Eukaryota, Metazoa, Chordata, Aves, Passeriformes, Acanthisittidae. The annotation marks the transcript as partial.